Molecule: messenger RNA, 2407 nt
Organism: Klebsormidium nitens
Lineage: Eukaryota; Viridiplantae; Streptophyta; Klebsormidiophyceae; Klebsormidiales; Klebsormidiaceae
Source: the annotation of a GenBank genome assembly
CGAGGCUGCAGAUUCUCAAUACGGCGGCACGAUGGCUUGGCCCAUCGUCUCGAGUAUUCCAAGACUAAUGUUAGGUGGUGACAGGGAAAAUUGGGCGCCUUGUACUGUGCGAGCAGGGCGGUCUCUGAUGACAUCUGAGAGUAGAUGUCAAUGGGCACAAACGUGCUCAGGAGAUCGACAGUAGGAGGCGAGCUGUGGUUGUGCGAUGGCCGGCCGUGGUUUUGCCUGGAGCAUCUGCCUCAUUGCCGGCUUCCUGACAGGCUCGGUGGUCCUGGCACUGCUGGCCCAGGGCGGCUGGUACGCACGCCAGCACGCUGCGCCCGCCCUCACUGAGCAGGAGUGGAACCAGGUGAUCGUGCAAUGGGAGAGCCUCAAGGGGCGCUCGUCUCAAAGCAGCGCAGAGUCGUGCCGCCGGGUGGAGUAUGCGGGCAGUGACAUCCUGGUGGACGGCGUGCGAGUUGGGAGCACGCUGAGCGGCGUGCAGGCGGGAGGGGGGGGCCUCCUGGGGACGUUGAGCCAGCUGGUGCGGGGCAGGGACGCUGCAGACAGGGGCCCCAGGGGGGUGGCGCAGGCAGCGCAGCGCGGGAGCCACAGCACGCGGUGUCACCCGGCGUGCAGCAAGCAUGGCACGUGCAACGAGGAGCUGGCCCGCUGCGACUGCCCCGCCAGCUUCUCCGGCCCCGACUGCAGCGACCCCGCAAUGCCCGCGUGCUGGCUGACCCCCGAGUACGCCACCACCUGCGCACAGCCCACAACGUGCCAGUGCACCCUCCAGUGCCAGCAGUACGCGUUUGCUGCGUCGGAGCCCUGCUUUGAUGCAGACGACAUCCCCCCCUUCUCGGACAACCUGAGCGACAUCUACGCCAGGCCGCAGAUGCUGCUGCGCACGGAUGGCAAGGGGAAAGAAAUCGCGCCGCGGUGGCCCCCUCCUGAGGGCCCGUUCCGCCCGCCCCACAGGGUGCGGGACAUUGACGACUGCCCCAGCUCGUGUCACUACCGCGGCGCCUGCACGGAGGGCGGCACUUGCAUGUGCUCCAUCAACGACGCGGGGAUGGCGUGCGAGGCCCCGGUGCAGCGGUGGGACGCCCCCUGGGUCACCUGCUUCAACCGCUGCAGUGGCCGCGGGCGCUGCCUGCACGGCUUCUGCCACUGCCGCCCCGGCGCCUGGGGCAUCGACUGCAGCCUGUCCUGGGCCGAUGGCGGCACUCCCGAGGUGUGGCUCGACCAACGAACGCGCCUGCCGCGGGCGGGAGCGGCGGUGCGGCCGCGCAUCUUUGUGUACGAGCUGCCGCCGUGGCUCAACGUGUGGCUCAUGACGCACUCCCUUGUGUCGCUCGACCGCCACGAGCCGCACCAGUUUUUGGAGCGGCUGCUGCACUCGCCGCACCGAACAACGGACCCCGAGACGGCGGACUUCUUCUUUGUGCCCGCCUGGCCGCGGUGGCGGCUCAUUCGCGGCGUGUACACACAGCGCGUGGUGGACUACAUCAGUGCCACGUGGCCGUACUGGAAGCGCCACGGCGGAGCCGACCACCUCUUUGUCAUGACCGACGACUGGGGACCCUGCGACGAGGGCGGGGAGCGCAUGCGCGCGCUGGCGCCGGCCAUGCUGCUGAACCUGUGGGGCUUCACGGGCACCAUGAGCGACCGCGACCCGGUGGCCGACCCGCUGCGCGCGUGCUUUGCGGUGGGGCACGACAUCGCCAUCCCGCCCAACAUGGACUGGAACAUCAACAAGCACGACAAGCUGGCGCGCUUCAGCCCGCUCAUCGACCCCGAGCUCGCCCACCCGCGCCAGCGCACCGCCUACUUCUCCGGCUCCUCCGGCCGCCGCCAGGAGCUGACGGGCGGCGGGGCGACGGACUACAGCUUCGGCAUUCGGCAGGCAAUCUUCGACUUGUACGAGGCGCGCCAGGAGGAGCUCAACUGGCGCCUCGCGGAGCCGCCGGACCCGUACCCCGACUACCUGCACAUCAUGGCCGACACCGUCUUCUGCCUGGGGCCGCCCGGCCACGGCUGGGGCACGCGCGCAGUGCAGGGCGUCCUCAUGGGCUGCAUCCCCGUCAUCAUCGCGGACCACAUCGUGCAGCCGUGGGAGGGCGACCUGCUGGACUGGGCGGACUUCAGCCUGCGCGUGGCCAACGCGGACCUGCCGCGCCUCGCGGACAUCCUGGGAGCCGUGACCCCUGCCGAGAUCGCGCGCCUGCAGGCGGGGCUGGCCGCAGUGUGGCCGCGCUUCCUGUGGCACAGCGCACUCGAGAGCCCACUGAACGAUCACGAGCUCAAGCCGAGCCUACGCUCCAAAUUGAGGGAGGUUCUCGAAAACGAGGAUGCGUUUUCCAGUAUUAUUGAGAUCCUUAAGCAAAGGCUUGUCAAAAAGGAGGAUGUUGGUAAACGAAAACAUUGA